Saprolegnia diclina VS20 is the source of this 297-nucleotide messenger RNA. RefSeq lists its product as hypothetical. The record is from RefSeq and is a predicted model, not a curated record. Lineage: Eukaryota; Oomycota; Saprolegniomycetes; Saprolegniales; Saprolegniaceae. Bases 1 to 297 code for a protein of 98 amino acids. The transcript is spliced from 2 exons.
AUGAACACGGAAGACCGCGCCAAGGACCGCGACGAUCUCACGCUCUGCGAGUGCAUGCAGGUCGUCAAGCCGUGGCGUGUGACGUCCGACGAUGACGUCUUGAGCAAGUGGGAACAUGUUGCCAAGAUCAUGACCGAGUACGCUGCGUACUCCGUCAAGAUGACUGCGGUGACGUCAAUGGAGCGCUGGGAAAAGCUUCGAGCGCGCAGCAAAGACCCAUCGUUCGGCAAUGACGUCUCUCCAGAGCUCCAGUCCAUCCCCGAGCAACCAACCAAACGCGACAUUGGUCCUCGGUAG